Messenger RNA from Trypanosoma brucei brucei TREU927, 1173 nucleotides. RefSeq lists its product as hypothetical. Bases 1 to 1173 code for a protein of 390 amino acids. The transcript has a single exon. Gene Ontology annotation, molecular function: S-adenosylmethionine-dependent methyltransferase activity. Gene Ontology annotation, biological process: mitochondrial respiratory chain complex I assembly. Lineage: Eukaryota; Euglenozoa; Kinetoplastea; Trypanosomatida; Trypanosomatidae. The record is from RefSeq and is a predicted model, not a curated record. Gene Ontology annotation, cellular component: mitochondrion.
AUGCCAUCUCCAAUUGUGCUCACUCGCUCGGCACCGGCGCGGGCUCUCACCAUCAAAAUGUUUGAUCGGCAGCUGAAAGGUCUACAGCGGUGUCUGGUAGAUGCCCCAUCGUGCGAUUUGCACAAGUUAUGUGCGGAUCAAAUGCUCGACCGGCGCGGUUUCGUCAAGCGUGAUACGCCUGUGGUUCUUGAAGUUGGGGCCCACACGGGUUGGUUCUUCCGACACAUGUUAGAGAAGCAGCAACUCUUUGGUCUUAAACAGUACAUUCAGACGGAUGUUUGCGAGGAGAGACUCAACCGCAACUACGAAGAGAUUAAGCACUUGAUACCCCCAGACGUGGAGUUUGUGCAAAUUUGCUGUGAUGAGGAGGAGCCGAGUCCGUUUGGCAUUCCAGAGCGGACGGUAGAUAUGGUGGUAUCAUGCCUCUCCAUGCAUUGGGUUAACGACCUCGAGACGGCAAUGGUGAAUAUUAGGAAAGUCCUCAAGAAAGACGGCUUUUUGAUGCAUUCCAUGUUCGGUGGCAAUACGCUGUAUGAACUGCGUGGUUGCUUUUCCAUGGCUCAAACAGAAAUCCUUGGCGGCGUGUCGUCGCACAUCUCGCCGAUGAUUGAUGGAGCGGGGCUCUCCACUCUGGUGCUGCAAGCAGGAUUUAAUCUCCCCAGCAUUGAUGUAGACCGCCACCUGCUUCUCUACAAAACACCAUUCCAUUUGAUGGAGCACCUGUCGAGUAUGGGCGAAAGUGCGUGCCAUUAUAUGCGGCGGCCACUCAGCCGCGAUGUCCUGCUCGCAGCCUGUGCCGUGUACGAUGUUAUGUACAAGAAAAAUGAACUAAUCCCGGCAACCUUUGAGGUCUUUCACACGAUUGCAUGGAGUCCAAGUCCGACACAGGCGAAGCCACUGGAGCGGGGAAGCGGCCAAGUGCCGUUAGCCACGUGGAAUUCAAAGAAUAAGAAGCGCUUACAGGAUGUGCUGGAUGAGUUCGCCCAGAACCCCGAUGAUGAAAAGUUGCAGGCGAAAGCGGAAGAGUUGUUUCAGCAGCUGCGCGAGGAGAGCGCGGCCAUGCUUGAAAAGAAGGGUUUGGAUGUCCGAGGUCUCGAUGGUAACCGUGAUGAGGAGGCGCGGGAGCUGGAAAAGCAGAAACCGGAUCCUCCCUUCCAGAAAAAGGAGAGUUAG